AUGGAAAGAUUGGUUUAUGCCAAGGUGUUAUUGUGUUUUGGUGUAGUUUAUUAUUGCAUUUCUAGCAUUCAUUGUGUGUCAGAAAAUAUUGAUUCUAACACCAAGGAUGUACAAUUUUCUUUAAUAACUGGAAAGGUUUUUCCUGUUGAUGAAGAAUGGGCUCCAGCAGAUUGGAAAAGCGAAAUUGUCGUUCAUUUGAAAGGAGGAACUCAAAAAGCUUUCUUGAGAGAUGAUGGCUCGUUUACUUUUUCCAAUGUUCCUCCUGGCUCAUAUAUUAUUGAAGUUACACAUCCGAAUUUCGUGUAUGAACCAAUUAGAGUUGAAAUCAAUUCAAAGGGGAAAAUCAGGGCCAGAAAAGUGAAUUAUAUUCAGAGUUCACAAAUUAUCCAAGUUCCAUAUCCAUUGAAACUUAAGGCAAUUGGAUUUAAAAGAUUCUUUCACAUAAGAGAACAAUGGAGGAUCACUGAUUUCCUCUUUAACCCAAUGAUUCUUAUGAUGGUGUUCCCCCUUUUGUUAGUUAUGGUUCUACCUAGGAUGAUGAAUGAUCCUGAAGCAAGAAAGGAAAUGGAACAAUUCAGUAACUUGACUAAAUAUGACAUGCCUGAAAUGUCAGAAGUUAUUACAUCAUUUUUCGGAGGAGGAAAUGAGCAAAAACCCAAAUCUAUUAAGCAAGCAAAAAAGGGAAAUAAGAGUUGCAAAAGUGAAUGA
Molecule: messenger RNA, 708 nt
Organism: Nezara viridula (southern green stink bug)
Lineage: Eukaryota; Metazoa; Arthropoda; Insecta; Hemiptera; Pentatomidae
Source: the annotation of a GenBank genome assembly